Molecule: messenger RNA, 2371 nt
Organism: Impatiens glandulifera
Lineage: Eukaryota; Viridiplantae; Streptophyta; Magnoliopsida; Ericales; Balsaminaceae
Product: pentatricopeptide repeat-containing protein At5g04780, mitochondrial
Exons: 1
Coding region: 15-1904 (629 amino acids)
Biological process (GO): RNA modification
Molecular function (GO): RNA binding; zinc ion binding; protein binding
Source: RefSeq, a predicted model, not a curated record
UUCAAAUAAAACUGAUGAGAGCACUGAAAAAGUUCAGAUUUUUCAUUCAUGAAUUCGAUCAUGUGCGUCGCAAAUAUUUGUUUUCCGCAGCCUUUUCUGAUGCUGCUAUUCAAGAGCCCACCGCCAUUAAGGAUCCUGUUUCGUCAUUUCCAAAAGCUACAAUCGAGUUCCAUUUGCAGGAACUCUUGAAGAAAUGUGCAAGAGAGAAAUCCUCCGUUGAGGGUAAGGCUUUCCAUGGAAAGAUCAUUCAGUUAGGGUUACAAUUAGACGUAUGGAUCUCCAAUAUACUCAUCAACAUGUAUUCGAAAUGCGGGGACGUAAGUUGUGCACGCCAAGUGUUCGAUGAAAUGUCCGUUAGAAGUUUAGUUUCAUGGAACACCAUGAUUGGCUCAUACAUCCAGAACAAAAACGAACAAGAUGAUGCCCUUAAAUUAUUCGUUAAGAUGCGAAGGGAAACUAAUGAAUUCAGCGAGUUUACAGUAUCAGGCGUAGUUUGCGCUUGUUCUUCGAAUUCUGCCAUAUCUGAAUGCACUCAACUUCAUGCUUUCGCUGUAAAAACUGCCACAAUUUCAAAUGUCUUCGUUGGAACUGCAUUGCUUGAUGUAUAUGGUAAAAAUGGUCUCAUAGAGGAAGCUUGUCAUAUUUUUCGUCUCUUGCCUGAAAAAACAGACAUCACAUGGAGUUCGAUGAUUUCCGGUCUAGUCCAAAACGAGUUACACGAAGAGGCGUUAGCUUUCUUCCACAAAACACAAAUACUAGGAUUGGAAAACAACCAAUUCAGUUUGUCUGCUGUUAUCUCCGCCUGCGCGGGCUUAACUGCGUUAAUAGAAGGUAAACAGAUUCACGCUAUCAUUGCUAAAAUCGGGUUCAGCACAAAUAUGUACAUAUCAUCUUCUCUUAUAGACAUGUAUGCUAAAUGUGGAAUCAUCGUAGAAGCGUAUUCAAUCUUUACCGAUGCCAAUGAGAAAAACGUAGUACUAUGGAAUGCUAUAAUAUCCGGGUUUUCUAGGCAUGCUUGCUCAACAGAAGCCAUGAUUCUCUUUGAGAAAAUGCAACAGACAGGCAUUUCCCCGAAUGAAGUAACCUAUAUAUCGAUCAUGACUGCCUGCGGGCACAAGGGUUUGAUCGAAAACGGGAGAAGGUAUUUUAACCAGAUGGAAAAAGAACAUAAUAUUUUGCCUAAUAUUUAUCAUUAUUCGUGCAUGGUUGAUAUACUAAGCCGGGGAGGUAAAGUGAACGAAGCUAAAGCAUUAAUCGACGAAAUGCCUUUCGUUGCUUCCGCGUCAAUGUGGGGUUCGAUUUUAGCCUCUUGCAGGAGCCAACAGGGGAAUAAUAUCGAGUUGGCUGAACUAGCCGCGGCUCGUUUGUUCGAAAUUGAACCUGAUAACGCAGGAAAUCACGUCCUUCUUUCUAACACUUACGCAGCUAACAAAAAGUGGGAAGAGGUUGCGAAGACGAGAAUGGGUUUAAAAGAGAGCGAAGCGAAGAAGGAAAGAGGAAAGAGUUGGAUUGAAGUGAAGGCGAAAGUUCAUACUUUUAUGGUGGGAGAGAGGAGCCAUUGUAGAAUUGUUGAGAUUUAUGAGAGGUUAGAGGAUUUGUUAGAAGAGAUGAAGAAGAAAGGAGGUUAUGGGAUUGGUGCUGAACAUGAUCUUCAUGACUUGGAAGAUAAUAGGAAGAGGGAGCUUUUGAGGCAUCAUAGUGAGAAACUGGCCUUCACUUUUGGUUUGAUGAGUUUACCUAAUGGGGUGGCGAUUAGGAUCAUGAAGAAUCUUAGAAUAUGCGGGGAUUGUCAUUCUUUUAUGAAGAUGGCGUCGAAGAUUACAGAAAGGGAGAUUGUUGUUAGGGAUACGAAUCGGUUUCAUCAUUUUAAAGAUGGUUUUUGUAGCUGUGCAGAAUUUUGGUAACAUAUUUCAGAGAUAGGCUAAUUUGAGUCAGUCUUGCAAAAACUUCCAAUUGGCACUGGGAUUGUGUAAUUGAUGAGAAGCUUGGGCUAACCCGUUGAGCUGAAAAGCUUGGGCUAACUGUUAUUUAGCAAACCGGAUGGAUCCAGCCGACGACAUCUCAAUGAUAAGGAGAAGAUUUGUGGUUAAAUGAGAGACUUCAAGAAGUCAUCACAUGAUUCUUGCAUGGAAGAAUCUUGAAAUUGGUAUUUUGUUACGAUUUUAAUGAUUAAAACUUAAUUUGAUCUAGAUUCUUACCAUUUUACCCUUGUUAGCAUUUGAUCUAGAUUGCAAAAGUUAAUUGUAGUUAAGGUUUAUGCAAUACUGGACAUAUGGAUUUAGGUUUAGGGUUGCCAUUUGAAGUAGAAAAACUGGAUUUUUGUAGCAUGACAGGGACCUCAAGGAAUUUUAAACAGAGUGGCUAGUUGAGA